GUUCGGCUGACCGCGUCGUACGGGCGACCGCUGGCGCGAGUCGCAAUACAUUCCCAGCCUGACAAUUUGGCAAAUUUUAGAGAUUUCUAAAGCGAGCGUGAAGCUUAGGCACAAGAGAAAGCUGCGAUUAGGCCUUUCGUUUAGUUUGAAGGAUACGCACUUAGUCUUCAAUUUCUCAAAGAAAAGUGACGUCUUCAGUUGGCCGAUAAAGCGUGAGCUUCAAAGAUGCCGCAUACAGAACUGGCCACCAUCGCCUGCAUAUUCGCAGUCUUGGCAGCCUUGCACGGGGCGUCCGCUUUGGUUAUCUGUACGCCCAGCCCACAGUCGUCCAACAUCGGCGACCGUGCCACCUGCCCCUUCACGAUGACCACGGACGUGGACCCGGCCCGGAUCCCUUCGGAGUUGCCCGUCACCAAGUGCAACUGCCCGGACAGUCGCUGUAGUGACGUGGGCGACUACCGCUGUCAAGAGGUGAGGAGCACGUUCCGCGUGGCGUACCGCGUCGGCGGUGGAACCUCGUCGGAGUUGACCAACAAGACGGUGGAACUGACCACGUCGUGCGUGUGCAUCGUCAACAGGUCGGCCGGAGCGGUGUGGGGUGGCCAGCGAACCACAGGUGGAGAUCCCCAUAAGCCGGCGCGGUUCAAGUAGCGUCGGUUGAGUCGUGAUUAAGCGUCAAAGCGUGUGUUUGUGCGAUUUGUCGCGUUUUGUCGCUAAGAAGUUUAUGUGCAUGCCUCUGUGUUUCGUGCACGGAUUGUCGCCGCCGCGAGAACCCUUGAAGAAUGAAUUGUGUCCUUGUUCAAUGCUGCAUUGCUGUGUGUGAAAGUGUUCGGCAAGUCGACGGCUAAAAUUUCACCUUGAUCUUUUUUUCUGCGUCAGCGAGAGAAGUUGUCUUUUGCUGCCAUUUCUUUGUAUUUCUUAUUUUUGUUUUAGGUUUUUCGUUUUUUUUUCGGGGAAGAGGUGCGGCGUUGCCAUCAAAGAGAAUAUAUGCGUUUCUCUAGUUAUGGGGAUUAACAGCUGUUGGUAUAAUUGAUGAUGUUAUUUUCUUAAUAUUUGGCCGACACGUUUGCAACUAUAGUGCUCUUACCACACUGAAAUAUUUUGUGCAUUACAGUCAAUGAGAUGUACAGUUCUGGGCGAAUGAAAUGCAAUACUCGGGUCGCAAGGUAGCCGGCACAUUUUGCUCCAUCGCAGAGCACUAAGUGAUCGCUGAGUGACCUUCAUCGUAUAACACUAUUAGCCAGCUUGGUGUUCCCAGCGCUCAAGCUCAAAAAGCACCGGUAGCCACGCGGUCCGAGUGUUGCCUUUUAAUCACUGAACCCUGUUCUAAUGGUUUUACACAGUCCCGUAAUAGUCGCUAAACAACAAUGCCAUUUUUAUGCGGAGGACAAGGUAACGGAUUCAAUUUUCACAACGACGGCCGUAUUUUAAUGCGAGCGCAAUGCGACUUCAAAUCGUACGUCAAGAUUUUGGUGCACCGUUAGCAGCCCCAGACAGUGAAGUGUUCCUGUAGCAAUCCGUCAUCUAGUGCAUCCCUUAUGUAACCUGCUUUGGAACUGAAUUGCAACUCAAAAUCAAUCUCUUUGAAGUAUUCCGCCAUAAUGCCGCAUGCAAGUUUAAUUUCUAGGCAUAUGCUUGUAAUGUGCUCCUGCAUUGACUGCCGAACAAUGUCGGUGACCCGAUUCACGUUUCACGCCAGAAAUGAGUUUUGCUGCAGUACAUAUGUUCCUGACGUAACCGCGCUACACAACGCUUACGUGAAAAUAAAGUGAAUACUUUUAUAUCA
Messenger RNA from Dermacentor silvarum, 1786 nucleotides. RefSeq lists its product as uncharacterized. Bases 226 to 651 code for a protein of 141 amino acids. The record is from RefSeq and is a predicted model, not a curated record. The transcript is spliced from 2 exons. NCBI's taxonomy places the organism in Eukaryota, Metazoa, Arthropoda, Arachnida, Ixodida, Ixodidae. Gene Ontology annotation, molecular function: cytokine activity. Gene Ontology annotation, cellular component: extracellular region.